Papilio xuthus (Asian swallowtail) is the source of this 4472-nucleotide messenger RNA. RefSeq lists its product as uncharacterized. Lineage: Eukaryota; Metazoa; Arthropoda; Insecta; Lepidoptera; Papilionidae. Gene Ontology annotation, molecular function: proton channel activity. The coding region runs from base 360 to 3221 and encodes 953 amino acids. Gene Ontology annotation, biological process: proton transmembrane transport. The transcript is spliced from 16 exons. The record is from RefSeq and is a predicted model, not a curated record. Gene Ontology annotation, cellular component: membrane.
AUCCUAGCGUGUAGUUAAAAGGCGCCGUCUACGCGGAAGAGGCCGACGUCGGCCGAAAGUUUAUGUUGUUUUAUUUUCUGUCUCGCUCGCGCAUUAAAAACAUCGCCCGAAGCUCGCCGGCGCGCUUUCGAGCACGGCUUCUCGGCACGAAUGCGUGUGCUUUUUGUAUUAAUAUCGACAAUGUAACAGUUUGUUUGUGUACACAGAAGUAAAUUGUUUGAACGUAAUUUAUAGAAUCUUUGGCCUCGUUAUUUUGUGCGGCUAGUGAACUGUACCGGUGCGGUGGAUGUUUAGAAAUUUGUUCCGCAAGUUCGAAUCUUUGAAGGAAUCAUGUGCGCGUACGUGAAUUCUACAUCGCGAUGCAGCGUUGCCCCUACAUCCACGAGAUGAAGGAGCGGCUGCUGGGCGCGCCUCCCGAUACCCCCGACACGAGGGAGGCCAGAGAGGCAAGAGAAGGGAGAGGCGCAGGGGAAGGACCCCGUGAUCGCGCCCUCGAAUUAGUUCAAGACACCCAGGUCGGCACCAUCGUCAAACUGAAUUCCGACGGGUACGGGUCGCACACGUCGCCGGCGCGGGCUCCGCUGGUGACGGACGAGUGCGAGGCGCCCGCGGACGAGACGGACGCGCUGUCGCCCACAGAAGCAGUACUACGGUACCGUGCUUGCUGUCAGCCGGACACAACGCCCAAAAAUGCCAAAACAUCAUUAUUCAUCAUCUCAAGUUUUAUUUACGCUAAACUACUGGUAGUGGUGUGCAUCGCGUACGUAAUCAGCGAUGUCAUCACUCACAACCUCCCGCUCUACUACUACGAGGGUUUCUUCACCUAUUUGUAUGGAAUGAGUAUACUCUUCCUGCUCUACGUCUUCUGUUUCCUACUUCAGGAAAGUGCUUGCUGCAACGGUAGUCCGCCAAAACCGAAGCCACCACCGAAAGAAAAGAAACCCAAAAAAGAAAAGGAAAAGAAGACCAAAGAUAAAGAAGGAAAGGAAGGAAAGGAUGGAAAAGAUGGAAAAAAGGAUGCAAAGAAGGAUGGUAAAUCUAAGGACAAGGACAAGGAUGGCGGAAAGGACAAGGCGACUAAAGAAAGCAAGAAACAAAGUCAAUUCCAGGAGGUGUAUCCCCGUAAGAUGCGUGAUAAAGUACGACAACAACAAUUACAAAUGCAAAUGGCUCAGUUGUAUGCGUCUGAUCAGCAACAAGAUGUCGUGGAGUUGGAAGCCGGUCCUGUUGCAAGACCAAUGCGCCGACGAAAGACUUCGCAGAACGACCAUAGCCACGGAAGCUUCUUCCUUAGAAUUGGCGCAAUCGCAUUUGGCCUAGGCACCAUGAUCUACAAUGGCUUAGAAUUCGGAACAUUCUUCGAAUUGCCUUUGGAUUCACCUUGUUAUCUCAUUCUUAAAGGUGUAAACCCAGUAUUGCAGAUGGUCUUUACGUUUAUGCAAAUGUAUUUUAUCUUUAUGAAUUCGAGAUUGAACAUCCAUCGGUUCAAAGUAAUUGCUCGAUUCGGCCUUAUGCACGUUGUCGCUACCAACAUUUGUGUUUGGAUUCGCACUCUGGUGCUGGAAUCUCUGAAAGAGAUUACCGAUUACCAUGUAAAGAAUCCUCAGGGUAUUCCUGGCGAAGGCAUACUUGGAAAAGUCAUCCGGAAACAUACCUUGAGACAUUCUGGUAAAGUAUUUGGCGCGGCAACCACGGCCGCUACCAGUAUCGCGGCGACAUCGAUAUCUAUGGCAAAGAGCACAAGCGAUCAGAUACUUAAUGUCGUUACGACUACCGUAGCUGCCCCUACUACCGCUUCAACUACGACAACCACUCCUUCACCAUAUUAUAAUGCCGGUAGUGGAUUCAUAUCAAAUUCCAAAAUAAUCGACACUAUUAAAAGCACGGUAGGGUACGGCAACGGUUUGCAUCACGGUCGCGAGUCGAAACACUCCUGGCUGAACGAUAACCCAUUCACGACCACAUCAACCAUCGCACCGAUAACUACUGAUAAAGUGACUCCGACUCAAACAGCCAUGUUGGAAGUUUUCCAAUGGCUUUAUACUUCGACUUUAAAACCCAUAGUCAAUAGCGUGACCACAAUGGUGUCCUCGACGCCGGAAACAUACAUAACAGACAAAGAUGAAUGGGGAAAUAGCAUUCAAAAGUAUCGCGUCGAUGAACCACCUCAUGUGCCAGCUAAUUCCACGGAACUCUUCGAGUCUUUUGAUAUAUUGAACCCGGCCGCCCUGAUUGCCAAUAUCGAUAAUUCAACUGUCUGUGGAAGGAAUCCAAUCAUGGGUACCAUCGUUACUGACUCCGCUCCAUAUCUUUAUCCAUUUAUUAUUGAGUAUUCGCUUAUCGGAGCAGCCGUUAUUUACGUUAUGUGGAAGCAUAUCGGAAGAUACCCAAGCGUGGCGAACGAUGAAGAUCUGGAAAGACGUCUGGAAGCUGUUCUCUCCCGCAGGGCGGCGGCGCUGGCGGCUGCGCAGCGUGGCAAUCGCGUCGACUGCGCCGGUGCUUCCAAGGGUCUCUUCUGUGGAUUGCUGCUUUUGGUCGCGUCUCUUAUCUGCUUGAUCUUAUUCUUCGUCUUGAUUAGACAUCACGAACUGAAGCGUCUGUCGAUUUACUUGGCCGACGUCUCACACUGCGCUCUCAUGGUCCUGUCUAUUUUGGCAAUAUUGAUUGGGUUUAUACGUGGCCGUAAAUUAAAAUGGAGCGCCAAUCCUUCCUGUACCGAGCCUCUUCGCAGGGUGCAAUCUCUGAAGUUCCGCUCAGAAGAACAAUCGGAUUUGAACGACAUCUUGCUCCGCGUAUCUGCGUUUGGACUCUUCGUGUACGCCGUGUUUAGCGUCAUCGCCGGUGGCAUGGGCGCUUUCACUCAUGAACCCAACUUACUCGUCAUGAUUACUGGAUGUUUAAGCGUGCUCCAGGUGGUUCUCCAGCUGUUGUUCAUAGCUGAUGUGUCUCGUCGCCGCGUACAUCUUCCCGAGCAAGAGCGCAGCAAGCCCGCGCGCCAGGCUGUCACCUUCCUGCUUAUCUGCAACGUCACCAUGUGGCUCAUCUACACAUUCGAGGCCCAAAAAGUUCUCGCUAACCCGGUACAACUUGAUUUCUACGGUUUCGUAGCCUGGUCGCUGGUUCAACGGUUCACUCUGCCGCUUUGCAUCUUCCAUCGUUUCCACUCUGCAGUCACUCUUGCUGAGAUCUGGAAGACUAGCUACAAAGCACGUCUCGAGUGAACGUAUCCAUAAAUGGAUUUAAAAUCCAUUCUUCAACAAUCAGAAACCCAUUACUAUUCAGGGUGAAAGAUAUCGUUUUCGUCCUUGCUCGGGACAGCAAUUUUAAUAGGUAGAGCAAAUAAAUUUGUUGCUAGAUUUGAAUCGUCUUGCUCUUUCGUCUUAAUAUAGUUAUAGGAUCGGAUUUAGUACAUUGAGAUGUUUCGAUAAUCUAGAAUCUCUUCCGGAGUUCAUAACUCGUUGCCGCAAAUACCAUCUACCACGCAUGUCGAUUUAUUAUGUUGGUUAUUAGUAUCCUGAAAAUAUCAUUAUUACUCUUACUUACAUUCCAUGCUCGUUUACCGCUUCAACAUUAUUUACAGAUUAAUUUUCUUGGAAGACUGACUACGGAGACUUAAACCCAAAAUCAAUAUCAAUCUCGAAAUAUUAAAAAAAAUACAUUAAUUUCUUUAUACGUAAAAAGAUUUGCUCAUAUCUUGAAAUUUUAUUCUAGAAGUAAAAAAAUUUUUUGAUUUUUUUUUUUUGAAAAUGAGAGUUAAUCAGUUGAACGAAAACUUGUAAUACAUUUUAAUCUCAGUUGUGAAGUGUUCCCUCCUCUGUUAGACAUAAUUUUUGUGCCAUUAUUUUAGGGUAAGACAGAACACGAAUUGACAAUAUUUUACAUAAUUUUCUUUAUUCUGAAGAUGGCGUGAAGCGCGAUUGGUUGAUGUUUUACGAACAAAAACAAUAAUAAACAUGCAAUGAAUUACUUUAACAUAGAAACAACUUGAUACUAUACAGACCAGAUUUCAAAUAAUUAGAGUAUUUGAUGUUUGUGUGUACUUUCAAAUUAGUAGUGAUUUUAAUGUUAGAAAAUUGCUAUAUUAAAUUUUCAAAAGAUUUAUUAGCCAACAUAUUAUUCGGGAUAAGCAAGUAGAAUUCUAUUAAAAGUUUAAUACUUAUAUUUACUUUUAAGAAUUAGAUAACAUUUGAAAUAUAUUAUAUCUAUUUAAAUGUACUUAAAUGUAGAGAUUUACAACGGUAUGUGGCGCAGAUUGCAGUAAACUGCUUCGGACAGAUUGGAUUUUGAGUUUAGGACAUUUUAAAUUGCAAGGGGCCAUAAAAUAAAAUGUUAUUAAUUCAUCGCACACUAUUAACAUUCAAUUAGCUCAUUCACAGAUGUUAAAACGUGAAAUUAGUUGUAGUUAUUAGAUUUGUGACGAAUUAAAAAAAAUGUAUUUGUGUUUAUCGUCUCAAGGUCAUUCCCUCGAAUUA